AUGCAUGAAAAACUUAUUGAUGUGAUCGAUAAACCUGCCAAGGAAGUCCCAAAUGAGGAUGAUGAUAAUGCCACCAAGAUUUAUCAUAAAUACUUGAAAGAAUGUCUUACUACCAAAUGCAUAAUUCUCACUUCUAUGAGUUCUGAGCUCCAGAGGAAACAUCAGGAUAUGGAUCCAACUGCAAUCAUUGAACAUCUUAAGAAGAUGUUUGGUAUACAAAGCAGGACGGCUAGAUACCAGCUAUCUAAGGUUUAUUUGGAUCUUUUGCAGUCACUCUCUGAAUCCUUUUCACAAUUUGUUAUUAAUUUCAAUAUGCAUAAAAUGGAUUGUGAUAUUCAUGAGAUAAUUAAUAUGCUAAUUGAUUAUGAGAAUCAACUUGCAUCUGAGAAGAAGAAAGGAACCGUCAUGUUGGUUGGAAAUUCUUCUAAGAAGAAGGGUAAGGGUAAAAAUAAACCCAAGAAGAAGCCUACUGCGCCUAAGGGUGGUGUGACAAAACUCAAAGACAAAAGAGGCAAAGCUGACCAAUCUGAUGCUGAAUGUUUCCAUU
This is a messenger RNA of Nicotiana tabacum (common tobacco), 547 nucleotides long. Lineage: Eukaryota; Viridiplantae; Streptophyta; Magnoliopsida; Solanales; Solanaceae. The record is from RefSeq and is a predicted model, not a curated record.